GAUGGUCGCACCGAAAUUUCGUCUAAUAUUCGAGGCAUUCUUUAGUUUAGCGCGAAACCGUUGAUCGGGAGCCGAAAUUUUGAAACCCCCAAACCCUAGAUUUUCUGCACAGACAGUAGGGCACAUACGAGACGUAGUGCAGAGAAAAAUGGCGGAAUAGCUCAGUUGGAAACCCUAGAAACCCUAGCCUCUUUCUUUAAUAGGCAUUCUGAAACCCUACUUCAGUUCAGAAACCAUGGUUAUUAGUUGAAUAAAAUUUUCAAACUUCAAAUCUUUUAGCGCAUUCUGAAACUCUAGUUCUUCCUCUCUCUGUUUCUCUUUCAUCAAUAUUGGGUUUCCAUAUCUCUAGUUUUUUUUUAUGCUUAGUUUGAAACCCUAGUUUCUGCUCCCCUAUUGGUGGUUUAGAACCGUGAGGUAAUUCCAUAUGCUGCUUAGUUUAAGUUCAGAUGUGCUACUCUAAACCCUAAUUUUUGUUACUAUCUUUUUUAAAAACCCAAUUUUCGUCUUUGUGGCAGUUCAAAGUUUAGAUUCUUUUGUUGGGAUUUUUCCUGUAUCUGCUUCAGAAUACUAGUUUGGUGCCUAGCGGAAAACGCCAUUUUUUCUCCGUUGCUUCAACACCUUGGCCCCUUUCUUGGGUUAACUUUAUUGCUUUUUCUCUGCCAGUUUUUCAGAAGUCCUUUUUUGUUUUGUUUAUUAACAUGAAUUUCUAUUCUAUAGCAAUACUCAGUUUAAACCUGUAGUUGAGAAGAAAUCUGGUUCAUCUUUCUCACCAUCUUGUCAUUUCCAAACAUGGUCAGUCUUUUGAUGAAUGAAGAAGCAAAACCAAAUUCGAACCUUCUGAGUGCCAAAACUUACAGAAAAGUCCUCAAUGACGCAAUAGAACGCUUUUCACAGGCACUUCAUGAAGAACACUGUGACUUUUCAGAACUUCGAUCACUAUUUGGUCGCCUGAUUCAAGCAAGAAUAGAUCCUCCUCUAGAAGUCAUAUGGUGCUUCUCCGCAACAAUCUUCUUUGAAGAGACUUCAGAAGAAACCAAUGUUCUCAGCCAUGUUUCUUCGACUCGAAAGAUUUUUGAGCACAUUGCUUUGUGUACGGCUUCAUGCACUGGCCCAAAGUCCAUUGCUGCCAUGGCACCAGUGGUGUUUGAAUUGUACCAAGCCAUCAAUGGAUUUAUCACAGUGGCAUCACACAGCGGUUGGAAGAAGCGAGAUAAGAAAUUGGGAAAUGAAAUUGAGAAAUUGAUUGAUGAUAUUGCUGCCCAUAUAAGCAUUUGCAAUAGUAAUGGUGAUGCUAUUUGCUCAGUUCUCGCAGAUGGUGAAGAAAAAAAUUCAAGUCUUUCUUGUUUUGAUGAUCUGAUAAAAAUUUGGAUGAUGGGUUUUUCUCAAAAAUAUGGAAAGGUCAGGGAUAAAGGAAACUUCAAUGAUUUUUAUCCUUUGAUUGGUGAAUAUACAAGAGAUGUGUUAUUUGAAGAAGGGUGUAGCAUUGAGCGAUUAUCUGGUUUGGUUACUAGUGAGGUGUUCUUGUUAAUGCUCUCUUGGAAGUUGGUCUCUCCGCAUCAGCCAUCUCGGACUUUUCACGAAGCACCUGGUGUGGAAGUGAAUGAAUUAAAAGCGUGGGCAGUUGGUGCUAUUACUGGCUUUAGAAAUAACAGUUUCUUUGUGAUACUUAUGCGACUGUUGUUGGAGCCAGCUCUACCUGUCACCUCCCUGUUGGGUUCCGUCAAUGAGGACCUGUUGCGCGAAGUACUAUAUGAUGCUGUGUUGCUUGUAGAUUACUCUUUUAUGAAGUCCGUCACUGAAGAUAAGCAAUCUAAUGCUCAUCUAGAAAGUCUUGCUCUGUUGAGAGUAGUUGUUGCCCAUCAAGCUGUACAGGUUUAUAGUAUGAAAGGAAAUCAAAUGAAAGCUAUUGCUCAUAUAGAAGCAUUCUCGAGAUCAUGUGUGCCUUCAAUUUUGGUGAACUGUGUCUCCUCUCAGACCAGUAAAGAGAAGCUACGUAACUCAAGGGAUGCAACCCCACAAGUAUUUCUCAAAUGUCUACUCAAACUCGAUGAUGAAGGAUUAAGAAAAUUCCAGGAGAAGAUAAGAGAACUUGGAAUUAAGUUUGUAGAUGAAGAUUUUACGCAGGUUCUUUUCCACAAGGUGAGCAAGCAUAACUUUGACAAAUCUGAUGAUCUGUUUUACAUUGAAAAGAAGGGACAAAAGGAAGAGGUGGGUGAUGACCCCUUUUACAUUGAUAAGAAGGGCAAGGUAGAUAUUGAUGAUCAUGGUGACGAUAUGGAUAAUGCAUUUUCUAUCGCUGCCCGGUCUAUGAAGUUCACACCAAAUGAUCAGAAGAGAAAAAGGAAAGAAGAGAAGAAAAGAGGUGGAAAAUCUCAAGUAAAAUUUCUCAAGCACAAGCUCGACAAUGAUUUAAAACACAAAACUUCUCCACCUCUUGGUGAUGGAAGGCAUAGUGAUGUGGAUAAUGAGGAAGAAUCAAGUGAAUGAUGAUUGUAGCUGGGAACUGCCUAUGAUGGGGUUUGCUGACUAAUGAGAGCACCUUGCAUCUUCUCUUAAAGCUUGUAACCGAUAGUGCAAUCUGAUAACUGCACUUGUUUUGGAUGUCUUAUAUAUGGGAAUUCAUAUCUUUUUGGGCU
Messenger RNA from Amborella trichopoda, 2636 nucleotides. RefSeq names its product SNF2 domain protein. The record is from RefSeq and is a predicted model, not a curated record. Lineage: Eukaryota; Viridiplantae; Streptophyta; Magnoliopsida; Amborellales; Amborellaceae.